AUGACGUGGAGUCUCUUGGCCUGGGUCCUGGAUGCUGCAGGGGCAGGGGCUGGGCCUCCUGAGUUUGGGGUCCCUUAUGCUGGGACACUGACAGAACUUCUGAAGCAGCCUGGCUCCCAGGAACCGCUGCCUCCACCUCUGGGCCUGCCCCUGGGUAGCUGUGUCCAGGUGCAGAUGGGUGAUGGCCUCUCCCGGAGCUCCCCGCACAACAGCACAGACAAGAAACGCCUCAACAACGCGCCCCUGGGGUCCGCCCCCCCAGGGCCCCCGCGCGGCCCCCGGUUGCAGGGCGGAGGCAGCGUGACGCUGCAGCCGGACUAUGCCAAGUUCGCUCCUCCGAAGACAGCCACGCUCCAGGCCGCAGAGGCCGCCCCCCAGGACUAUUACCAGCGUUUUCCCACCACCGAGCCGGCCCCGCGGACCCUCCACUACGCGGCCUGGACCGCCGGCCGCCGGGCCCGGCCCGUCCCCCGCGGCCACCUGGCGUCUCAGGCCUCCCCGGCGCCCCCGCGGUCAUGCCACGCGCCCCGGCGCCAGUUCAGCGUGGAGAAGCUGCCCGAGGCCUUCAGCCCACAAGCCCCCCGCCUUUACGGCAGCGCGGGCCGCGCACCCCGGCACCUGAGCACCAACAGCAAAGCCGAGGUCACCGUGUGAAGCGAUGCCACUGGUCCCUCCCUAGUCAUCGCUGGUCCUGGGCCCCAGGCCAGGAGGAGAGGAGCGCUCGCCCGGGACGGCCAGCCCUUGCGUGCCCAAACUGUACUGGCGGCAUUGGAGCCUGCAGGGAAAAGUAGGGCCCACUGGGUAAGGACAGUGGUUCUGUCCUUGGGGCCGCAGGGCCCGGGUUCCUCGUGUAAAUAAACCCUUUUCUGUGGUCCUACCCCUGAGAAUAAAGGAACCCCAGCUUGGCUGUGAGUGAC
Molecule: messenger RNA, 917 nt
Organism: Galeopterus variegatus (Sunda flying lemur)
Lineage: Eukaryota; Metazoa; Chordata; Mammalia; Dermoptera; Cynocephalidae
Gene: SHISA8
Product: shisa family member 8
Exons: 5
Coding region: 1-654 (217 amino acids)
Source: RefSeq, a predicted model, not a curated record